CUGCCUGGGUUCGUGGUCCUGAGGAGAGCUUUGUUCCGUCCACCUUUGUGCAUUUUGGAGACAAAUAUGUUAAAACUGAGGUCUUUUGUUCACCAGCGGCUGUACGCAGCAGCAGAGGACAUUCUGGGAGAAGUGGAGAAAAUUUUAACGUUGGCUUUGUAUGAAGCGGACGUACAACGACCGAACCCGGAGCCUGACGGUCAACGACCAGAACCGAGCCGUCCGCCGCUGAUAUCAGAGCCUCCACUGAUCAACAGUGAUUUUCCUGAGGAGAAGACACUGCAUACCUCGACCCCACCAUUGACACACGAAGAGUCUAACUUUAGUAAGGCUGUGUUCCCGGGCCCCUCUAAAACCAUCGAAGAAAGACACAUUGUCCAGAUUGACUUUGAGAUAAAAGAGGAGCAGGAGGAACACGGACGGGACAGCCAGUCACUGGAGGUUAUUUGUCCUCAUUCUAAAGUGGUGAAAACAGAACAGCUGGAGAAUCAAGUGUUGGAUGAAAUUCAGCUGUUUUCUUCAGACGGUUGUGAAGCUGAGACUGAAGGCAGUGGCAGUGAUGAGGACUGGGUGCAGAAUAAAGAAGCACAGAUGUAUAUAGAGAGGCAAAUCACUUCUGGAAACUCUUCAGCUAAAAGUCAUAGAGACUACCAUGUUUGUCCUGCAUGUGGAAAAGCUUUCCAGUACAUCCGUCCCUUUGUGAAGCACAUAAAAAAACACAGGAACAAUGAGUCUAUUAGGGAGCUUCUAAAAAGUCUGCAAAGUUUUAACAGUCAAGCUUUUAUUUGUGAUUUUUGUGGCAAGAGGUUUACCUCAUCAGGUGGUCUAAAGGUGCAUUCAAAGAUACAUGCAGGGAUAAAAGACUUUAAAUGCCAAGUUUGUGGGAUAACCUUCGUCCAAAAGGGGAACCUUAUGUCACAUUUGAGGACCCAUUCAGGGGAGAGACCGUUUGCAUGUGAUAUUUGUGGAAAAGCUUUCAGCCAGAAACAGAAUCUCACAGUUCACAGGAGGAGGCACGCAAAGAGAGAUGGAAUCAUUCUGGAUCAGUGGGGAAACAACACCACAGUAUUUCCCUAAAAACGCAACAAAAGACACUUUCUGAGACUGAAACUGAGAAACCUUCUGUAAAAAAAAAAAAAUGCUCCAAGAGAAAGUUAGUUUGUUAUGAUUUUGCACACACAGUCGAUUACAUUGAUUGGGAAAAGCCCAUGAGGGUAGAAGAUUGAAUUCACAAUAGCUUGUACUGUUCGUGCCAUUUUCAUCAGAUAAAGCUUGUUGCAAUGUUUGUUUAAUGUGUUUUUUUCCAUCUGCAUGUGGAAUGAAUAAUGGGUAAAACCAAUAAAAAAAAUCUAUCCUGUCAUGCCAUGUCCUGAGGACACAAAUGUUCUGAAUAAAAGUUCCAAAUGUU
Molecule: messenger RNA, 1408 nt
Organism: Cheilinus undulatus (humphead wrasse)
Lineage: Eukaryota; Metazoa; Chordata; Actinopteri; Labriformes; Labridae
Product: zinc finger protein 1024
Exons: 2
Coding region: 67-1077 (336 amino acids)
Biological process (GO): regulation of transcription by RNA polymerase II
Molecular function (GO): DNA-binding transcription factor activity; RNA polymerase II cis-regulatory region sequence-specific DNA binding
Source: RefSeq, a predicted model, not a curated record